Messenger RNA from Phytophthora sojae, 2544 nucleotides. RefSeq lists its product as hypothetical. NCBI's taxonomy places the organism in Eukaryota, Oomycota, Peronosporomycetes, Peronosporales, Peronosporaceae. The record is from RefSeq and is a predicted model, not a curated record. Gene Ontology annotation, molecular function: calcium ion binding; kinase activity. Gene Ontology annotation, cellular component: intracellular membrane-bounded organelle; membrane; cytoplasm. Gene Ontology annotation, biological process: sphingosine biosynthetic process. Bases 1 to 2544 code for a protein of 847 amino acids. The transcript is spliced from 8 exons.
AUGUCCGCGACGGAGCCCCCCGCGGCGUCCGCGCCCGCUUCUAGCGCGCAGCAAGACACCGACCAGAAGGUCGAUGCGUCCUCUACUUCCCCUGAGAACCCCGCGUCUCUAGCCGCUGUAUUGGCCGAGUUACAGCUCGAGCAGGUGCUCAAGACCCUGUGGCGCAGCAGCAGCCACGAGCCCGUCAAGUUCCAGCUCACGCCGACGCACUGCACGGCCCAGGCGCUGGAGAGCAAGCAGCAGACGCUCAACUUGCCGUGGAGCGACGUGCUCGGUGCGCACCUUCUCACGGGCGAUGGUGAGCACGUCCAGACGCCGGUGGACGUCGAUGCAGUGCAGGACGACGCCAAGUUCCUGCUGGGAAUCUUCGCCUGCGUGUGCAAGAGCCACAAGCCCAACACACUGAAGAAACGGAGGCUCGGCGAGUUCUUCUUCCGGUUCAGCGGGAAGCAGGUGGCGCUGGUGCUCAAGCUGCAGAGGGUCAUCAACUUCGUGGCGGACCCGAGGAACCAGGCGACGGUGGAGAAGCUCGAGAGUCUGGACGCGCUGGAGGUCGUGGACAGACCGCAGCGCAAGUUUCUUGUGCUGGUGAACCCUAUUUACGAGAACAAGGUCGCGCCCGUGCUCCGGUUUGCCAAUGUGGAGACGGAGUUGAGGGUCAUGGACCAUGCGAACCACGCCAUGCAGAUCGUCAUGGAGAUCCCGCUGGGUGUCUAUGACUGCGUCGUUGCUGUGGGUGGAGACGGAAGUCUUUAUGAGAUCGUGCAGGGCUUGAUGAAGCGGCCAGACUGGAACUUGGCGAUCCGACAGCCUAUCGGCAUUAUCCCAGGUGGAUCUGGCAAUGGGCUAGCGUACUCCAUUGCGCAUCAGAGCGAGGAGAAGGGCAAACCUGUGAACGCCGCGUUCAUCCUGGCCAAGGGAAUGCCGCACGACCUUGACAUCACGUCGGUGCGCAACGGGAAGGAGACGACGUACUCAUUCUUGUCGCUGGAGUGGGCCUCCAUCGCUGACGUUGACAUUGGGUCGGAGAAACUGCGGAUGUUGGGCGGGCUGCGCUUCACAGUGGCGUUCGUGAACCAGUUGGUGUUCCAACGACCCGAAUACCCAGGCAAGAUCUGGUACCUCGAUGAAGGAGAGAACGAGGAGCCUCCGCACUACUUCGGCAUUCAUGACCCUAACUCCUCGGAGCGUCCGAAGAUGGACCUGUUCGACGGCGAAGCGACUGAGAAGCAGGUGGCCAGCGGUGGCAAGUGGAAGGAACUGGGCGACCAUUUCCGCAUCGUCUGGGUGAUGAACGUAUCGCACGCGGCGUCGGACGCGCUCAUCGCCCCCGGCGCGGAGUUCGAUGACGGAUACAACUACAUCACGUUCAUGGAUGGCACCCACCCGCGCAAGGAUCUGCUGGCGAUGAUGCUGGCUAUUGAGACUGGCGAUCACAUGGACAAGAAGGGAGUGCAGCAGGUGCGCACGCGAGCCUUCAAGCUGGUGCCGGAGCGGUCCACGGACCUCAUGUGCGUGGACGGCGAAGUGGUGGACGGCCCGUACCUCGAGGCACAGGUCCACCGCGGCAUGGCUCGCAUCAUGGCCAUCCCUCGCUGGCAGAGCAAGAGCGAAAACCAGGUGCCUGUGCCCGACGAGCGCAUGCAGCACAUGAUAACCAAGCUUAAGCGUACUAAGAGCGGCACAAUUGAUCGCAGCGAGUUCUACGCCUCGAUCGACGAGAAGCACUCGGAGUUCGGUGAUGCAAUCUUCGCCCUCAUCGAUGAGGACAACAGCGGCGUCCUCGACUUCAGCGAGUAUGUCGAGGCUCUGGGCAAGUUUUGCCUGCUGAACAAGGAAGACAUGCUCAAAUUCUGCUUCAACGUGUUCGACGACGACAGGAACGGCACGAUCGAAGGUGAGGAACUGACGCACCUGCUCGAUAUCCUGCACGCAGACGAGCAGACCAGCAACAUGAAGCACGCGCUCAAGACCUUCGACUUCAACGGGGACGGCAAGAUCGACUUUGCCGAGUUCAAGCAGCUCAACACGCAGUUCCCCAGUCUGCUGUACCCGGCCUUCCGUAUCCAGCAGAACAUGAAGAUCUUCACGCUGGGCGAGAAGUGGUGGGAGCGCAAGAUCGAGGAGCUGGUGACGGAGCACCAGGACAAACUCGCCCAGCAGGCAGCCGCCGAGAACGUCGAGGACCUGAGCGACGAGGCCUUGAAGGCCAAGAAGGCGGAGAUGGAGCGCGUCGCCAAGCUCAAGCGGCAGGAGCAGGCCAUCCGCAUCCGCAUGGGCUGCAUGUACUACACGUGCUGCCCGUGCCGACGACGGCUCUACAUCAUCGACGACGAGCAUCCUGAAGACAGCGACAGCGACUCGGACGAGGAGCGAGCGCGGCGCAAGGCGGUGGCAGCCGCCAAGAAGGGCAAGAAGGACGGCAAGAAGAAGAACAUUGUGCCUGUCGGUCCUCGGAAGCCUCUGAGCCAGGAGGAGCGGCUCGAGCGAGCUCGGAAGCGGAGGCUGCGCGAUAUGCAGGACCGACCCACGCGCAAGGACUGA